AUGAAGGGACUCGCUCUUCUCUCAGCCAUUGCCGGCCUCGGCGCCGUCAUGGCCACUCCCACGCCUUCCAAGAGCGAUCCUCCUUCCAAGAGGGCCUCGCUGCCCGCCGUCUCGGCCUCUGGAAAUGCAUUCUGGGCCGAUGGCAAGCGCUUCUAUCUGCGCGGCAUAGACUACCAGCCUGGUGGUGCUGCUGCCAACGAGGAUCCCCUCGCUGAUCCCAAGACUUGCCUCCGAGACAUCAAGAACUUCAAGGACCUCGGAGUCAACACUAUUCGUGUUUACGCCGUCGACAACUCAAAGAGCCACGAUGAUUGCAUGAAUGCUCUCGCCGAUGCCGGCAUCUACCUGGUCCUCGACGUCAACAACCCGGGCUACUCCAUCAACCGCAAGACCCCCGAGCCGUCCUACAACACCAUGUAUCUCCAGAGCGUUUUUGCCACCGUCGAGAUGUUUGCCAAGUACGACAACACUCUGGCCUUCUUCUCCGGCAACGAGGUUAUCAACGACGAGCCGGGAACGGACAAGUCUGCUCCCUUCGUCAAGGCCGUCACUCGCGACAUGAAGAACUACAUGAACGAGCGAGGACUGCGCAAGGUCCCCGUUGGAUACUCCGCCGCCGACGUCUCCUCCAACCGCAUGCAGACGGCCAUGUACAUGAACUGCGGCAGUGACGAUAUGCGAUCUGACUUCUUUGCCUUCAACGACUACUCGUGGUGCAACAGCGACUUCAAGACCUCUGGCUGGGACCAAAAGGUGAAGAACUUUACCGACUAUGGCAUUCCCAUCUUCCUGUCCGAGUGGGGUUGCAUCAAGAACCGUCCUCGCAAGUUUGAGGAGCUGUCUGCUCUCAUGAGCGACGAGAUGACGGGCGUCUACUCUGGCGGCAUCAUGUACGAAUACUCCAAGGAAGACAACGACUAUGGAAUUGUCACUAUCAAGGGUGACUCCAUCUCCAAGUCGGACGAGUACAACCUCUUCAAGAGUGCCUUGGCCAAGAACCCGACUCCCACCGGUUCUGGCGGUGCCGCCAGCUCCAGCCACGCUGCCAAGUGCCCGCCCAAGGACUCUAGCUGGAACGUCGACCCCAGCCUGGUUCCCGAGAUGCCUGAGGCUGCCAACAAGUACAUGAAGAAGGGUGCUGGCGACGGUCCCGGCCUCGGCGGCGACGGCUCUCAGAACGCUGCCGACAGCGGUACUGCCACGGCUAGUGUCACGGGAGGCACGGCUUCUCCCACCGGCACAUCUGGCUCUCAGGAGACCGAGUCCGACAGCGCCGCCGGCUCCAUCGCCCACGGCCCUCUGGACACGACGCCUUUUGUCGUGUCCGGCCUGGCCCUCCUCGUUCACCAUGUUUGGCACUCUUCUGCUCUAAGUGAUUGA
Messenger RNA from Trichoderma citrinoviride, 1380 nucleotides. RefSeq names its product glycoside hydrolase family 72 protein. The record is from RefSeq and is a predicted model, not a curated record. The coding region runs from base 1 to 1380 and encodes 459 amino acids. Gene Ontology annotation, cellular component: cytoplasm; fungal-type cell wall. The transcript is spliced from 3 exons. Gene Ontology annotation, biological process: fungal-type cell wall (1->3)-beta-D-glucan biosynthetic process. NCBI's taxonomy places the organism in Eukaryota, Fungi, Ascomycota, Sordariomycetes, Hypocreales, Hypocreaceae. Gene Ontology annotation, molecular function: 1,3-beta-glucanosyltransferase activity.